UAUUGCCUAACCUAACAAUUAGAGAUUGCGAAAUUAUUCCUGGAAAAGUGUUAGUGAAAAACGUGCAAGAAAAUUAAUGAAAAGCAAUGCCGCAGUACUUCAUUGCGGGUUAUCCGGUGGACUUUCCUUUUGAGCCCUAUCAGGUGCAAAAAGAUUACAUGGCCAAGGUGAUUCAGAGCUUGGAAAAUUCGCAAAAUGCAAUGCUGGAAAGUCCUACCGGAACGGGUAAAACAUUGAGUCUCCUUUGUUCAUCGCUUGCUUGGUUGCUGGUGAAAAAGGCUGAGCACGAAUCCACCAAACCUAAGCUUCAAGAUGAGGAUGACUUGUUUAAGGCUCUUUUAGAGGAUAGCAAUCGCCCACCAAAGAUUAUUUAUGCUUCCCGGACACACACACAGCUGGCUCAGGCCAUGCAGGAGAUGAAACGAUCCGGUUAUUCGCAUUUGAGAGCCGUUGUUAUUGGAUCAAGGAGUCAAAUGUGCAUCCAUCCGGAAAUCUCCAAGGAGACUAAUCCAUCGGCGCAGAUAAACCAGUGCAAGUAUGCUGUAAAGCGGAAACAAUGUUCCUAUCAUACUAGUGUGGAGCAUACAAAGAAUCAUGAAGCCUUUAGAAGUGGUGGAGUCAUUGAUAUUGAGGAUCUCGUAACCAAAGGCAGGGAGCUCAAAACGUGCCCCUACUUCAUGUCGAAGGAGCUCUACAAGGAAGCAGACGUUGUUUUCAUGCCAUACAACUAUAUUCUCGAUCCAAAGUCACGUCGAGCUAAUCAGAUUGAGGUCGCGAAUACCGCUGUGAUCCUCGAUGAAGCUCACAAUGUUGAGAAAAUGUGUGAGGAGUCUAUGUCACUGGAGAUCACGUCCACAGAUGUUGCUUCGGCAAUUGCAGAUGUAACAUGGGCAAUGGAAAAGUUGGCAGAUCAGCAGGAUAAGCACGAUAUGGAGGGAUAUGAAGAGCGCAAAGAUAUCUCCCUUGACGACCUGGCUACAUUCAAGGAGAUCCUCCUGGCGCUGGAGAAGACAAUUGAUGUGAUCAGAUUGGAUUUGAAGAAGGGUGUAACCUUUGGUGGGGAGUAUGUCUAUGAAUUCCUCUCGCAGGCCAGUAUUACAUUCCAGAACUUCAAGGCAAUUCUCUCCCUGAUUGAAAAUACAUUGCAAUACUUUGCUGUGAUCGCCAACACGAAAGCCUUUGGAACAAAAGGUGCUAGUCUGCAGAAAUUGUCUGAUCUCCUUGUGAUUGUCUUUGCGCAGAACAACAGUCAGUACAUGGAGAAAGUUACAAAGUGCUACCGUGUCCAUGUGGACGUUGAGGAACAGAACACCUAUGCGAAGAAAGAUGGAUGGUUGUCCACAGUACCCAGCACCACACAAGCAAAAUCAUUCAAUUUUUGGUGCUUCAGUCCUGGCUUUGCCAUGUCCUACCUCAACGAUGUACGCAGUGUGAUCCUCACGAGUGGCACCCUUGCACCCAUGAGGCCCCUGAUCAGUGAAAUGGGCAUUGAUAUACCCAUUCUACUUGAGAACCCUCACAUUGUCUCACAGGAGCAGGUCUGUGUGAAGGUGAUUAGUCAGGGAUCGGAUAAAGAGCCCUUGAUCUCAAAUUACAACAACCGGGACAAUCCGAAAUACAUCACAUCGCUGGGAAGGACGAUUCUUUCCUUUACACCCGUCAUACCCGGUGGUGUCCUUAUCUUCUUUCCAUCCUACACAAUGCUGAACAAAUGCCAAACUUCAUGGCAAGAUUCCGGGCUUUGGAGUCAAAUAUCUAAUAUCAAACCGAUAUUUGUGGAGGCUCGCAACAAAAAUGAUUUCCAGGAUACAAUGGUUGAAUACUAUGCACGAAUUCAAGAGCCUGGAAGCCGUGGGGCAAUUUUUAUGGCUGUCUGCCGUGGCAAAGUGUCCGAGGGAUUGGAUUUUGCUGACCUGAAUGGUCGAGCGGUCUUUAUUCCGGGCCUUCCAUUUCCGCCACUUUUCGAUCCGCGAGUUGUGCUGAAGAAGCAAUAUCUCGAUGAGAAUAAACGCAAUGCCAAGGACCUGGUGUCCGGCAAUGAUUGGUACUCCCUCGAAGCAUCACGUGCUGUGAAUCAAGCAAUUGGGCGAGUAAUACGUCACAAGAACGACUACGGAGCCAUUCUACUGUGUGACUCGCGCUUCCAGAGCCCACAGCAAAAGAAUCAGCUGUCCAGGUGGGUACAGGGACAUCUGAAUACCCCAGGGGCGAAUGGAACGAGUUUUGGGCCACUUAUUGGGGAGGUGUCGCGCUUCUUUCGAAAUGCCGAGAAGAAAUUUGGUAAUCCUGAGAAUCAGAUUAAGAGGCACGACUACGGACAAGAUGGAUUUUCAUCGGCAAAAGCCUUAUCGGCUUCUGAUAAAUCAAAUACGUGGGUGGAAAAAUUCACUGAGGCUAUGCGUGCAAAAGCAUCUCCCCAGAAGUCUGUGAUAGACACAUACAGAGAUACAGCUCCGGAAACGAGCUCUCUUCAUGGGGAUGUGAAAUCAAUUGACUUCAAUGAUGUCGUUACCCCGUACGAGGGGGCUUCAAGCAGCAAGAUUCCCCCACAAUCAAUGGCAGAGAAUGCAGGAGGUACACGAAAGAGGAAGUACAAGCUUGUGGAAAAUGAUAAACCCGAAAUAAUUGAUUUGGUGGAUGAUAAUGAACCCAUUGAGGUACCUGAAAAUUCACCACGUGUUGAUAUUCUGAAAUUGGUGAAACAGAAGUUGAACAUCAUGGACUACAAGGCAUUCAUGAAGUGCCUCAAUGAUUACAAUCAACAAGGUAAUUUUGUUCAAUUCUUUCAAACGCUCUCCACGAUUUUACAUGCAGCUAAAUAUCGGAAUAUUUUGCGUGCCAUGAAGCGUUUUGCAAAAGGCGAGCACAAGGACUUGUUUGAGAGAGAACUAAGCCGUGUUGUGUAGAAGAAUAUUUUCCAUAAAACUUUAUUCACUUGGUAUUUAAUACAUUUUCUGUUUUUUCUUUUAAAUUCACACGAAAAACACAUGAAUACACGUUUUUUUCUCAUCUAUA
This is a messenger RNA of Lutzomyia longipalpis, 3015 nucleotides long. RefSeq names its product regulator of telomere elongation helicase 1 homolog (gene Rtel1). The record is from RefSeq and is a predicted model, not a curated record. Gene Ontology annotation, molecular function: DNA binding; ATP binding; hydrolase activity, acting on acid anhydrides, in phosphorus-containing anhydrides. Gene Ontology annotation, biological process: telomeric loop disassembly; negative regulation of t-circle formation; negative regulation of DNA recombination. Gene Ontology annotation, cellular component: nucleus. Lineage: Eukaryota; Metazoa; Arthropoda; Insecta; Diptera; Psychodidae. The coding region runs from base 87 to 2906 and encodes 939 amino acids. The transcript has 4 exons.